Molecule: messenger RNA, 591 nt
Organism: Pochonia chlamydosporia 170
Lineage: Eukaryota; Fungi; Ascomycota; Sordariomycetes; Hypocreales; Clavicipitaceae
Exons: 2
Coding region: 1-591 (196 amino acids)
Source: RefSeq, a predicted model, not a curated record
AUGGCCCUCAAGCGCAAGCGUUCCGAACCAGAGCUCUGCUCGUCACCAUCCUCAUCCUCCUCCAUAUUCAGCUCACCGCCCAACCAUCCCACACUCCAUCUCAGUCCCCAAACCUUCCACAACAUGCCAGCCCCCCAUCUCAACAGCCGCACCCUCAAGCGAUUCCGAGAUAACAGACCCUCAGAGGAACAAGUCCACCAACAUACCUUGAACCUGCUCUUCUCCGCGCAGCAACAACCACGAGAUAAAGCAUUCCAACCCCCCUCACAGACGAGCACCACACCACAGGGUAAACAGCAAUCCCUACAUCGGUUUUGGAAUAUCAAUUCGACACCUACGCCUACAUCCAUGGUAGAACACGCGAUUGCGCCUUCGAGCUGCGAAGAUUGUGGUGCUGGGUUAGGGAACGGCGUGGGCGACGGAAUGGACGUGGAUUUCAUGGCGGAUAGUGCUGCGUGCGGUGCGUGUGGGAAGUACGUCUGCUUUAGUUGCUCGGUGAGCAAUUUGGGCGAGGAGAGGCGGUGUUUGCAGUGUGCGGGGAGGAAGGGGUCUUGGGAUGUUGGCUGGGGAUCUGGGCUGUCGUGUUUUUGA